Messenger RNA from Talaromyces stipitatus ATCC 10500, 1945 nucleotides. RefSeq names its product ATP-dependent protease (CrgA), putative. NCBI's taxonomy places the organism in Eukaryota, Fungi, Ascomycota, Eurotiomycetes, Eurotiales, Trichocomaceae. The transcript is spliced from 2 exons. Bases 53 to 1945 code for a protein of 630 amino acids. The record is from RefSeq and is a predicted model, not a curated record.
UUGCUGCAAAAUGACUACAUAGAUCAUUUCUGAAUAGAAUAUCUGGACGUACAUGCUACAUCGGCUCCGUCUCGACAUCCAUCCUCGGAGUGGGGCAUCAUCAUCAAGCAUGUCGAUGAUUCCAUACAAUGAACGAGGUCAAAAUUCAUCCCAGUCGGCUGAUAAUCCAACGGAUUAUGGCGCAGACAAUGAAUCGCUAACUCCGACAGAAACCGAGGAUAAAGCUACUCCUGCUGCUGAAAGGACUAGUAAUUCCUCGAAAAAGUACGGGAUCGAGCCUCAUUCAUUGAUUCAUCCUUUCCAAUGUCCGCUCUGCUCUCUACCGCUUCGAGUACCCUUUCGUCUUCCAUGCGGAAAGACUAUUUGUCGCUCUUGUUUACCACCAUUGAAGCGACGAGAAGGAAUCACGUAUUUACGGGGCAGUGGUAGUGACGGACGACGAGAGGAAGGGUUUAUAUGUCCCUGGAAGGAUAAAGGAUGCGGAAAUGAGCGUGUUCCAGCUGAGCAUGCGCUUGAUGAUUGUGGAGUUGAUGUUGUUCUGGGUAGGAUUUUGGAUGUUUUUGAGAAGGUGGUGAAAGAUUUUGAGGGUGAGAAGCAACAGGGGUUUGAUACUGAUUUAUGUAUGCGAUGGAAGAUGACGUCCGUUGUUUCUGUGACUGGGGAUAGCCAUGGGAUUGAGGUGGGAAACGACGACCACCCAGCAGAACGGGAAUACAAAGCUACCUUGCGCGCUGGACGCUACUUGGGUACAUACCUGCUCGCUCGGGAGGGACGUUUACCCUACGAUGCCAAAGAUGUCGUCUAUUACGACAAGGACGGCGUUAUUGUUGAUGAGGAGAAACCACUGAACGAUGGCCCAAGCACCAAAUUAGAUGAAGUCAUCUUUGAAAAACUCGGAAACGGUAUCAGGGAGGAGCUAGAUUGUCAAGUAUGUUACGGACUGAUAAUUGAUCCCUGCAUCUCAUCGUGCGGCCACAGUUUCUGCUACGAAUGUGUGAAUCGUAUCAGAGACAAUUCAAAUCUCUGCCCCCUCUGUCGGAAAAAGAUGUAUCUAUCCUUCCGCGAAGGGUCGAACCCAGUCCACAACGUUCUACGUGAUCUACUAAAUUCCUUAUUCCCCGACGAAAUCAGUUCUCGCAGGGAGAUCAUCGAAGAUGGGGCAUACGAUGAAGAUGAAUUACCUCUAUUCGUGUGUACCCUAGCUUUCCCAUCAAUGCCGAUAUAUUUGCAUAUCUUUGAACCGCGGUAUCGUCUUAUGAUUCGUCGAGCUUUGGAUUAUGGGAAUAGCAGAUUUGGUAUGGUUAUUCAUUACCUAUAUCAUGGUCUUGAUGCGCAAAGAUUCCCGGAUGCACCGCCCCAGCCGUUUAUGCAAUAUGGCACAGCUGUUAAGAUUGAAUGGAGGGAUUUCCUACCUGAUGGAAGGAUUAUGUUGACCGCUGUGGGGACACAUAAGUUUAGAGUGCUUCGUUAUGAUAUUCUCGAUGGGUACUAUCGUGCUCAUAUCGAGCGUGUGGAUGAUAUCAGCCUUGCAGAGGAAGAGGCCCUCGAGGCACGAGAAUUAGCUGCUGCUGCGGAUACAACGAACCAACAGCAAAGCGAGUCAUCAUCACUCAACGACCUAUCAACUCAGCAGCUGAUGCAAAUAUGUAUGGAUUUCCUCGAAAAGCAGCGCACAAACUCUGCGCCAGCAGUACGUGACAGAGUCAAUCGGGCGUUUGGUCAACCGCCUACAGAUCCAGCUAUUUUCCCGUAUUGGUUUGCGAAUGUCUUGCCCAUACCGGAUGAAGAGGCAUAUAAAAUUUUACCGUUGACUAGUGUGCGUGAACGACUCAAGAUCGCAGCGACCUGGCCGCAUAUGCUUGAAGCUAGCGGAUGGAAGUAUAUGGAACUGAUCAAUUCAACAGGUCAAUAUCAACCUCCUCCUGCACGAUCUUAUGACUCCUAA